Molecule: messenger RNA, 3775 nt
Organism: Anoplophora glabripennis (Asian longhorned beetle)
Lineage: Eukaryota; Metazoa; Arthropoda; Insecta; Coleoptera; Cerambycidae
Gene: Tao
Product: serine/threonine-protein kinase Tao
Exons: 15
Coding region: 447-3209 (920 amino acids)
Biological process (GO): protein phosphorylation
Molecular function (GO): ATP binding; protein kinase activity
Source: RefSeq, a predicted model, not a curated record
UUAGGGUGGGGUUUUGUAAUAUUUCAUUCGUAUUUGUUGUGAUAUUUUUUAUAAAAUAAGUUAAAAACAAACCCAUUAACUACCUAAAUAAUUAGCAAACAGCCCUAGACGGAAUUGUGAUGAAGGGAAGGGUGAAAAUGGUCGCUUACCGACUGAGAGUGGGAAAUUUGAGGUUAACAGAGUGUCUUCAUUUGUGACAGAUCGGUCCUUGUUGUAAAUUUGUUUUUAUAAUAAAUUUAUAAUAAAACCCCCCGCGUAACAAGCUUUAAUGUGAAUCAAGUGAUUGUUAGGUACUCUGAGCGAUCUACCCCGAGAAAUAAUGAAAAAUGUGCCGCGUAUGACGGAAAAGUGACAAAAAGUGAAUUUAGGAAAUUAAAAAUCGGCAGCCAUUUUAUUUUCAUCGGCAGUAAUUUUGAGAUGCCAGUAUAGCGUCCCUAAUAGAGACGAUGGCGCCGGUUCCCCGGCCGGGCAGCCUGCGGGACCCCGAGAUAGCCGACCUCUUCUUCAAGCAUGACCCGGAGAAGAUCUUCGAGGAUCUGCGGGAGAUCGGCCACGGCAGUUUCGGGGCCGUCUACUACGCCAGGUGCCUGCUCACCAGGGAAAUCGUGGCCAUUAAGAAGAUGUCGUAUCUUGGCAAGCAGAGCCUGGAGAAGUGGCAGGACAUCCUCAAGGAGAUCAGAUUUUUGAAAAAAUUGAAUCACCCCAACACCAUCGAAUACAAAGGGUGCUACCUUAGAGACAACACGGCCUGGCUGGUUAUGGAGUACUGUCUCGGUUCCGCCUCGGACAUCAUCGAGGUCCACAAACGACCUUUGAAGGAAGACGAGAUAGCGGCAAUCUGCGACGGGGUGCUGCACGGGUUGAGCUACCUGCACGAAUACGGCAGGAUUCACAGGGACGUAAAAGCAGGCAACAUUCUGUUGACGGAGAACGGCACAGUGAAGCUGGCGGAUUUCGGGAGCGCCUCGAUAAAGUGCCCGGCGAAUUCGUUCGUGGGAACGCCAUACUGGAUGGCUCCCGAAGUUAUUUUAGCGAUGGACGAGGGCCAGUACGACGGCAAGGUGGACGUGUGGUCCCUCGGCAUCACGUGCAUAGAGCUGGCGGAGCGCAAGCCGCCCUACUUCAACAUGAACGCCAUGUCGGCCCUGUACCAUAUUGCUCAAAACGAGUCGCCGACUCUGUCCUCCUCCGAGUGGUCUGACGUGUUCAAGCACUUCGUGGAGGCGUGUUUACAGAAAUCUCCCGGCCAGCGGCCCACGUCAUUGAAGCUGCUCACUCACCAGUUCGUGACGAGGAACCGCUCGCCCAACGUCCUCAUAGAUCUAAUCCAGCGUACGAAGGCCGCCGUUAGGGACCUCGACAACUUAAAUUAUAGGAAAAUGAAGAAGAUACUGAUGGUGGAGAACUGCGAAACGGAAAGCACCAUAGACGUCGACGACGUGCCGGACGAGCACACCGGCGGCGACAGCUCGAAGAGCAACUCCGUCACGUCGGAGCACAGCGUCCACUCCGUGGGGGUCUCGGCUAGCAGCCAGUCGAGCAGCACCAACAGCCUGCCGGCAGGUGAGUGUUACGUCCCGCGCAAAAAAAAAACGGCUUUUAAAAAUGUAAAUCUUACAGCGUUGUUUGUGUCAGGUGGAGAAGACGGCACGGCGAGACGGCACAGACCGCUCAACCACGCCGCCGCGGCGGCCAUCUCCGACCAUGGCACCAACAACUUCGCCACUAUCCGCACUACUAGUAUCGUUACCAAGCAGCAGAAGGAGCAUAUGCAGGAGGAGAUGCACGAGCAGAUGUCGGGCUAUAAGAGGAUGCGCCGCGAGCACCAGAGCGCCCUGCUCAAGCUCGAGGACAAGUGCAAGAUGGAGAUGGAGAGCCACAAGAACCAGCUCGACAAGGAGUACGAGGUGCUGCUGCAGAACUUCAGCAAGGAGCUGGAAAGGCUGCAGCUGAAGCACCAACAGGAACUGGAGAGGAAGCAGAAGCAGCACCAGGCGGCCGAGAAGAAGCUGAUCAAGGACAUAACGAGCCGGCAGGACAGCGACCGGAAGGCGUUUGACGCGCACAGGAAAAAGGAGUACAAGGCCAACAAGGAGCGGUGGAAGCGGGAGCUGUCGCAGGACGAUUCCACGCCCAAGCGACAGAGAGACGCCACGCUACAGACCCACAAAGACAACCUCAAGCUGGUGGACGCUCAGGAGGAGCAGCGGCUGCUGCGCUGCCAGAAGGAGUACCUCGACCUGGAGAUACGCAAGUUCCGCAGAAAAAAACUGAUCUCCUUCCACCAGCUGGAGCAGGACCUGCUGCGGCAGGAGCUGAACAAGCGCCAGCACCAGCUCGAGCAGGCGCACGCGAUGCUGCUGCGCCACCACGAGAAGACCCAGGAGCUCGAGUACCGGCAGCAGAAGGCCGUGCACGCUCUCAGAGAGGAGCAGGUUAAGAACCAGCACGACACCGAGCUGGCCAACCAGGAGGAGUACAUGCACCGCACCGAGCGGGAGAUGCGGAAGAAACACGCCCUGGAACUUAAGCAACAGCCCAAGUCGCUCAAACAAAAGGAAAUGAUGGUCCGCAAGCAGUUCAGAGAGACUUGCAAGGUGCAGACAAAGCAGUACAAGGCGCUGAAAGCGCAGAUCCUGCUCAACACCCCCAAGGAGAACCAGAAGGCGGUGAUCAAGAAGCUGAAGGAGGAGCAGAGGAGGAAGCUGGCGCUGCUCGGCGACCAGUACGAGCAGAGCAUCGCCGAGAUGCUGCAGAAGCAGAGCAUCAAGCUUGACGAGAGCCAAGAGUUGGAGUGCCAACGGAUGAAGGAGCGUCUCCGCUACGAGCUGGAGAUCCUGAUCGCGUACCAAAGCAAGAACAAGAUGCAGGCGCAGGCGCAGAGGGAUCGUGAGAAGAACGAGCUGCAGGAACGCGUGUCCGUCAGGAGGGCCCUGUUGGAACAAAAGAUGCAAGCCGAGAACCAGCGGUUCAUCGAGGAGAGGGGCGAGAGGAUCAGGAUCCUGCACGAGAGGCAGGAGAGGGAACUGGAGGAGUUCGACGAGGAGUCGGUCCGGCUGGGAUUUAGUGCAUUGGCUAUCGCGGAGAUGUCGCUGGCGAUAAACGACAUGUCCAGGGAGAGCUACGACGACGACGGCAGCCUGUCGGGCUCCAUGCUCAGCCUGGCGCAUUCCAACAGCUCGACGAGCUUCCCGCCCAGCUCCGUUUAGUAAGUGCGGUAUUAUUGACCGGUAACCACCAAAUUCCAGCGGAUGCCCCCCCGACGCCGAGAAGUUGGGAUCGCCGUUCUCGUACCGGUACAUUUGAACUACUCCCGACGUACCGAUACGUUUGAACUACUCUUGACGUGUAGGUACAUUCGAACUACUCGCGACGUACCGGUACGUUUCAACUACUCUUGACGUACGGGUACGUUUGAACUACUCUCGACGUGCCGGUGCGUUUCAACUGCUCCCGAUGUACCGGUACUUUCGCGGCCGUUUCUCUGAGAAUCAUCUACCUCAACGUGUUGGAAGGUUUCAAAAAGUUUAGAUGCAAAAAUUACCGAUUCGUUGUCACCGUUUGUGAUUAUUUAUUUUAUAUUCGUGAUGAGUGAAAUUUUAAAUGUAAUUGUAAUUUUUCUAGAGUCUGAUUGUUGGCGGGACGUCGAUCGUUUUUUUUUUUUUUGACGGAUGUGGAAUUUGGUCGUUACGUAUCGAUAAUAUCUAUAUAUAAUAAUAUUUAAAAAUGUAAAUAUUUCUUUAGAACGUAUUACUUUAUUUGUAAUAUAUAAUUA